CCCCGUCAGUUCCUCAUCUCUCACUCUCGACACAGAUUUCCCGCGCCUAUCUCGUUGAGCGACCCCCGCUUGGCUUUGUAACAAGUCGAUGCUACAGAUUGAAAUCAAGUCGUAUUUAUCAAUGGCCCGACGGAUCAAGAUGUCAGAACAGCGCGCGCACGCGGGGUGUCCUCGCCUCAUGACGUCACAUCCUGUCGCAGCAGGCAGAGCCAGCCGUCAUAGGCCGCUCCCGUGAGCGCCCGGCCCUCCCUGGAGGCACCGCCCCAUCGCCUCGCUCUCUGAUUGGUCCGAGGCGUCCGUGAGCCGCGAGCACGUGCUUUGACAUUUACCAAAGCUGAUUAAUUGCGGCUUUGUCGUGUGUAAACUGAAUUACUGGAAGAAGCCCAGGAGAAAAUCGGAGCGAGCGACACUGGUCAAAACGUGGUUGUCAGGCUGAGCUGGAGGGAGUUCAGUCCUCGGUGUCUUUGAGAGCAGUCAUGUCUGGAACAGUAUAGGGCUUUUGUCGCAGUUUCGUCUUUCACACAGUCCGCGUCGUGUGUCAGUGUUGUGGUGAGCACGGUUUCAGGAACGUUCUGUAAAUGGAUAUCAUUGACACAGAUUCUCUCUUCACGUGAAUGUGUUCCUUUCCGUGUACCAGGGAACAGGAUUUGAAGACAGGGUUCUAGCAAGCCAAUUUUGAUUUUUAAAGGUUGUUUUACAGACUAUGCUUUUUGAAGGCAUUCCAUUUUAAAUAAAGGACUCUUCUUUUUUCAAGGUAUCUUGCUGGGAUGGUGCAGAAGAAUUUAGUUUCGAAUCUCCAGUGAUGCGUUUUUGAACUUAUUUGUUUGAGAGUUUUCAAACCGCCACACUGAUCCGACUUGGUUCUGUCAGAAAUGAAUAUCUAAACCAGAGGACCUGCCUCUUAAAAUCUUCCAAUGUUGAAGAGAAAGAUUCUUGAAAUCUAACAUCCCUGACAGUUUUGUGUGAACGCUCCUCAAAAACGGACUGGUUGACGUCACUUUGAAAGUGGUGUUGAGAAUCUGAACUUACUUGAAUACAUCUCGGGAGCAGUGUCUAAUGAUAAAACAGAAAUCGGCAAAGCAUUUUACAUCGCUACUCACGUUCUGUGCCGGAGCAUGAACAGUCAGGGAGUCUGAGAUGGUCGCAGGACGUUUGUAAACGUUCACAAGUGGCUACGUCUGUGCCUUGAGGAGAUUGCGCAUUCCUGGAGCAGUGAGGACAAGGGAACAGUAGAACAAUAAUAACACACACGCAACUCCCGCACGAGAAAAGAGGCAGGUGAGCAGUCAAUAAGGCAAGAUGUUCUGCUUCCACUGUCCACCCAGCUUCCACCCGAGCGGGCGGUCACUCACCUUAGACUACCCGUGCCCCACCCACCCUUCAUAUCCCGGCUAUGCUGGUCUGCAUGGCGACCUCCACGACGAGGCAUUUGCGCGCCGUAAACAGAGGAGGAACAGAACCACAUUUACUCUGCAGCAG
Aplysia californica (California sea hare) is the source of this 1479-nucleotide messenger RNA. RefSeq names its product dorsal root ganglia homeobox protein. Lineage: Eukaryota; Metazoa; Mollusca; Gastropoda; Aplysiida; Aplysiidae. The record is from RefSeq and is a predicted model, not a curated record. Gene Ontology annotation, biological process: regulation of transcription by RNA polymerase II. Gene Ontology annotation, molecular function: DNA-binding transcription factor activity, RNA polymerase II-specific; RNA polymerase II transcription regulatory region sequence-specific DNA binding.